UCCUCCCACCCCCAGCUUCCUCCCCUCAACACCCCUCCCCAUUCCCACCUCCUUCAAGGCAAGGUCUCCCCUGGGGAGUCAGCAGAACCUGGUACAGUCAGUGGAGGCAGGUCCAAGCCCCUCCUCCCUGCACCAAGGCUGAGCAGUGUCUCAGCAUAGGCCCCAGGCUCCAAAAAGCUGGCUCAUGCACUAAGGACAGGUCCUGGUCUCACUGCCUGGGGCCCCCCUAAACAGUUUAAGCUAAACAACUGUCUCACUUAUCCAGAGGGCCUAGUCCAGUUCCAUGGGGGCUCCUUAGCUAUUGGUCCACAGUUUAUGCGUUUCCACUAGUUUGGUUAGUUGUCUCUAUACUUUUUCCAAUCAUGGUCUCGAUAUCUCUUGCUCAUAUAAUCCCUCCUCUCUCUCAUGGAUUGGACUCCUGGAGCUCCGCUUGGGGCUUGGCCAUGGAUCUCUGCAUCUGCUUCCAUCAGUCACUGGAUGAGGGUUCUAUCAUGGCGGUCUGAAAGUUUUAUCUCAAUCUUUUGUGUGUGUUAGCACGCACAUGUGUGUGCAUAUGUGUGUGUGUGGGGGGGUGCAUGAGUAAAUGAAGGUUAGAAGUCAAUGUCAGUGUCUUUCUUUAUAGAUAGCUCUUGAUAUUAUUUUUUCCUAGUCUUUUAAAAAUUCUUUUGGUAGACUUAUUUAUUUUAUGUAGAUGAGUGUUUUGUCUGCAUGUAUGUAUGUGUACCACAUGAGUGUCAGGUGCCUUUGGAGUUCAAAAGAGGGAGUCAGUUCUCCUGGAACUUGAGUUAUAGAUGACUGUAGACCAUGUGGAUGCUGGGGACUGAACCCAGAUUUUCUGCAAGAACAGCAAGUCCUAUUUGAUCUCUGUCUUUUCAGCACUCUGCUAAGCUAAGGUCUAGGGCACCCUGGAGAGUAUACUUUGCUUGUACUGAAGCUGAGCCUCUAUGGAAGAAUUCCUUGAUGUGUAUGCCAUAAGCCCAGUAGAAUUUGCUAAAAAAUUGAAUUUAGGGGUUGGAGAGAUAGCUCAACUGUAGGAGCCCACAAAGGUUUCCUAGUGAUAUCUGAGCUUGCUUUACAAAGCAGGACUGCAUUAGGGAAUGGCUUGACCACAUGCAUGAUCACCAGGUGUCUGGAAUGGUCUGCACUUGGCUGUGCUGGGGGGGAGGUCUUUUGCUCCACCCCUUGACAUUCCUUUAAGAGCCCUUUAGUAGAGACAGAAGGGGCAGGUGGGUUUGGACCCAGGCCCUUCUGAGGCUAUCCUGUGUUUUCUGUCUCCCUCUCCUCUAUAUUUCUAUCUACAUAUUCCUGGUUUCUCCCUGCUCAAGAGUACCCUGGGUGAAUAAGAGGGAGCUGUCUUUGCACAUCUGGUGUCCUCUCACGGCACCACCAGGGGAACUUGUAUUGAAUAUGCACAUUUGAAAAGACACAAACCCCAAGUGAUUCGGUGGACUCCAGUGACUGCUAAGAAACCUUGGCUUAUUAUUAAGACAAUAAACUUCAAGUUCGGUUGAUGGCCUGACCUCCGCACUUUAGACAGUGACUAGCACGAUAAACAUUAACUUUAAAAAAAAAAAUCAGUUCUUUCUGAGCAAGUUUUAAGUCUAUCUAGAGUCCAAAUUCUACGUUUGCAGGCUGACUGGGCCUUGAAGCCCCUGUCACUCCGUGCUUAGGGGCGGGGCAGGCCAAAGCCACCGAAGGAGAGGGGGUGGGAUCACUAGGGCAGACUGUCGCACACGUGUGACGCAACUACCGCGCGCAGAUGUAGUCGCCAAGGAACGUGGAGCGGAGACAGCAUGGCGGCCCCCGCCCAGCAGUCCCCUCAGCCGGUCGGCGGAAAGCGCAAAGGCAAGGCCCAGUUCUUCCCGGCCAAGCGGGCCCGGCGCUGUGACGCAGGCGGGCCGCGGCAGCUGGAGCCCGGCCUGCAGGGCAUCCUCAUCACCUGCAACAUGAACGAGCGCAAGUGCGUGGAGGAGGCCUACAGCCUGCUUAACGAGUAUGGCGACGACAUGUACGGGCCCGAAAAGUUUAUAGACAAGGACCAGCAGCCCUCUGGAAGUGAGGGAGAAGAUGAUGAUGUGGAGGCUGCCUUGAAGAAAGAAGUUGGUGACAUUAAGGCUUCUACAGAGAUGAGGCUGAGAAGAUUCCAGUCAAUGGAGAGCGGAGCAAAUAAUGUAGUCUUCAUCAGGACCCUUGGGAUAGAGCCUGAGAAAUUAGUGCAUCACAUUCUCCAGGAUAUGUACAAAACCAAGAAAAAGAAGACACGUGUUAUUCUGCGAAUGUUGCCCAUCUCAGGCACCUGCAAAGCUUUCUUAGAAGAUAUGAAAAAAUAUGCAGAAACAUUUUUGGAGCCCUGGUUUAAAGCCCCAAACAAAGGGACAUUUCAGAUUGUCUACAAAUCUCGAAAUAACAGCCAUAUGACUAGAGAAGAAGUUAUUAAAGAGUUGGCAGGAAUCGUGGGCAGCCUCAAUUCAGAAAAUAAAGUGGAUCUCACUAAUCCAGAGUACACGGUGGUAGUCGAAAUCAUCAAAGCUGUGUGUUGCCUGAGUGUUGUGAAAGAUUAUGUACUGUUCAGAAAAUACAACCUCCAAGAGGUAGUGAAGAGUGGAAAAGACUCACAGCCUCACCCAAAGCUGGGAAAUGGCAAAGAAGCAAAAUUGGAACCUGAUGGCAAGUUGAAUCAAAGUGAUCCUGCAGAAGGUAAAAAUAACCAGCAGGUGGCACCAGAGAGCAGCGAGGAGCUGGGGCAGAGAAAUCCAAGGUCUGAAACCCCAGCAGGGAGUGAGGAAGAAGCUAAACCUGAACUUGAAAGUCAAGUUUCAGAAGGACCCACACCAAAUGAAAAUGAGCUCUCAUAGGUCAUUCUCUGGGGAGGUGGGUCUCAGCUGGGGUUCUGCAACAAGCUAUUGGGGUUCCUUGUAAAAUUGUGAUAAUAUUUUUUGGCUCUUGUGUGCUGCUUAAUGCUGAUCUCACAAUCGCUGUUGACAGUUUUGUUAGAGCCCUUCCAGGCCUUCAUGUCAGUGUGUACAGACCCAUGCACUGUUGCCUAGGGGAAGGUGGUAGGAGGAUGGCAUUGGCCUCUGCCUCCUACUUACUUUCUCUGGUUUCCCUUUAAGCACUGCCAACUGAUGUGGAACUGAACAGCAUCUUAGUGGGAAAUCAGCAGGGCAUUCUCAUUCUGAGGAAGUUAUGUGCUACAUAUGGCUCAGCUGUCCCUGCCACUUCACUGUACACACAGAGAAGUGGCACCGGAUUAUAUGGGAAUCACUUUGUGAUGGCUUCGUACAUUUUAUGUUUUUCUUGUUAUGUUUUUUUUUUAAUGUUCAAAGCAAAUCUGAUGGCCCAUUGCUGCAGUUUCUGUAGAGAAGAUGUGAGGUAGAAGAGGACUGUUGUAGGUGCAGACCCAUGGGUGUUUCUUGUAAGGUUAGGGAUGAGGAAUCACUCUGCUGAGUCACUUCGUAUACUAGUGCAUAAAUGACCACGAACAUCUACUGCCCCAUGGUUUCACUGGACUGCUGUCCAAGCUGUCCUUUCAGUUUGUUGUGCUUUUAGGAAUUCCCCACAGGUAGAGAUGGUAAAGGGCGGAAGCGACCUAUGAGCAUUGCAAAACUGUCCAGGUGGGGACUGCGAAGUGGCUGUAGCGUUAGGUUGGGAAAAAGGUUUGUGCUUAAUUCUUAAAACAAGUUAGAAAGUAGUAUAAAUACUAUAUGGUUCCUGGCACAAGUGGCUAAAGAGCGAGUGACGUGAGAAUAUAUUUCUUCUCAGAUAGCUAGAGGCUUGCUCGGUAAGCCAGACCAAGAGGAUAUGGGAGAAGCAGAGAACAGGCAGCACCUCGCUAAUGCAGACAGGGCUGGAGCAUCCUCAAGGGUUUUGACAUGUUAACUCAGGUCUGAAAUUGAAACCAUCUUGAAAGGAUAUGCAUUUAGGAGAAAAUCCUGGUGUCUUCUUGAGGCUUGCUCCGAGAUAAAGGGACUUUUCUUUUAAUAGUGUAGGACGAAGGGCCUGGGGAUAAAUUACCAUUUGGUCAGACACAAAGUUCUGGAGCUUGGCAAAGUUGCUGCCCUUCAGAUUUUGAUUUACAUUAUGGUUUUGAUUGUCUUUUUAUUUAUUUGUGUUUAGUGAAACCCGAGUGUGAUGGGCUGUUUGCAGGUUGUACAGUUCUGUGUGCUCCUGGAAUCUUAAGCUCACUUACUCAUCUGGCUUUGCUUUCAGAUCUGACGCCUUUAUUUCCACUAACAUUUCAGUGUGUUAGUUUGCAGACGAUCCCAGGGUGGGAAUUGAGUGGGGUUUUGUUUGUUUGGUUUUUGUUGUUUUAAGCGAAGGCCUUUAAAACAGAAAAUAAAGAAGCAGAAACCAAACCCCAGUGCUGUGGGCCAGUGUGCCUGCCCUACUCUACAGACAAAGGAGGUAAGCCUGGUACUGUAAGAUACGUUUCUCCAAAGCUGAACACAGUUUUCAAACUUUUUUACUUGCAUUUUGUUCUUGGUGCAGCUGAACGUUCAGGUUGUUUUCAAAGUUCUGAUAUUUUAAAAAAUAAAAAUGAAUUUGUUCAAUAAA
Peromyscus californicus insignis is the source of this 4554-nucleotide messenger RNA. It is a transcript of the gene Thumpd1, whose product is annotated as THUMP domain containing 1. Lineage: Eukaryota; Metazoa; Chordata; Mammalia; Rodentia; Cricetidae. The transcript is spliced from 4 exons. The record is from RefSeq and is a predicted model, not a curated record. Gene Ontology annotation, molecular function: RNA binding. Gene Ontology annotation, biological process: tRNA modification. Bases 1794 to 2855 code for a protein of 353 amino acids.